Nomia melanderi (Alkali bee) is the source of this 3059-nucleotide messenger RNA. It is a transcript of the gene Gycbeta100B, whose product is annotated as guanylate cyclase soluble subunit beta-1-like. Gene Ontology annotation, biological process: response to oxygen levels; cGMP biosynthetic process. Gene Ontology annotation, cellular component: guanylate cyclase complex, soluble. Gene Ontology annotation, molecular function: heme binding; guanylate cyclase activity. The record is from RefSeq and is a predicted model, not a curated record. Lineage: Eukaryota; Metazoa; Arthropoda; Insecta; Hymenoptera; Halictidae.
CGUCUCUGACGGAAGGCAGGCCGACUUUCCAGUACGCGGCUCGUGUGCACGAGGUAAACACGGCUCCUAUGGCAAUUAGAAUGGAAUGAUACGUGGGGAAGCUCUCUCUCUCCCGGCCUCUCUCAGUCACUAUGUACGGUUUUGUGAAUUACGCCCUCGAGCGGCUGAUUGUGAAGACGUUUGGCAGCGAGACGUGGGAGGCGAUAAAGAAAGAUGCAUCGGUUAACAUGGAGGGCCAGUUUCUGGUGCGCCAGAUCUACGAAGACGAGAUCACGUACAACAUCAUAUCGGCGGCUGUCCAGCGGCUCAAUAUCCCGGCGCACGAGAUCCUCGAGCUGUUCGGCCGAAUGUUCUUCGAGUUCUGCCAGGACUCCGGCUACGACAAGAUCCUCCAGGUGCUGGGAGCAACGCCUAGGGACUUCUUGCAGAAUUUGGACGCCCUUCACGAUCAUUUAGGCACUUUGUAUCCGGGAAUGAGGGCGCCCUCUUUCCGAUGCACCGAGAGGCCAGAAGACGGGGCGCUCAUAUUACAUUAUUACUCCGACCGACCUGGUUUGGAGCAUAUCGUCAUUGGCAUCGUUAAGACCGUGGCGAAAAAACUUCACGGCACGGACAUAGAGAUGCAGAUACUGAAGACGAAGGACAACGAGUGCGACCACGUGCAAUUCAUGAUAACGAACACCUCCGGGCCAGGUGUCGUGUCGAAUCCCAUGAUGGCCGAACAAGAGACUCUCUCCGUCGAACCGAAAGUGAGCCCCAUGACGUUCUGCCGAGUAUUCCCGUUCCAUCUGAUGUUCAACAGAGAUCUCGACAUCGUUCAGACAGGAUGCACCAUAACCCGUGUCAUUCCCCAAGUGAGAUCCGGUAAUUGCAAGCUGAACGACAUCCUUCUAACAGUCAGACCUCACCUAGAGCUGACAUUCGAGAACAUAUUGUCGCACAUAAACACCGUGUACGUGCUGCGGACGAAGAAGGGAGUGAUGCAAAUGCACGCGCCCGAGGACUACUCGUAUUUGCGCUUAAAAGGACAAAUGUUGUACAUACCGGAGUCGGAUUUCGUAAUUUUCCUGUGUUACCCGAGCGUGAUGAAUUUGGACGAUUUAACCAGGCGGGGCCUCUACCUGAGCGACAUCCCUCUUCACGACGCCACCAGAGAUCUCGUACUGAUGUCGGAGCAAUUCGAGGCUGAUUACAAAUUAACGAGGAACCUGGAAUGGCUUACCGAUAAAUUGCAGCAGACGUAUCACGAGCUCGACGGAGAGAAGCAGAAGACCGACAGGUUGUUGUACUCGGUGCUGCCAAUUUCCGUGGCGAACGAGCUCAGACAUUCCAGACCGGUCCCAGCGAAGAAGUACGACUGCGUGACGCUGUUGUUCUCCGGAAUCGUCGGUUUCGGGGCGUACUGCGCUGCGCACACCGACUCCAGCGGCGCUAUGAAGAUCGUGAAUAUGCUCAAUCAACUGUACACCGCGUUCGACGUGCUAACCGACCCGAAGAAGAAUCCGAACGUCUAUAAGGUCGAAACUGUUGGUGACAAAUACAUGGCCGUGAGCGGAUUACCGGAACCAUGUCGUUGCCAUGCACGAUGCAUCGCCCGGUUGGCACUGGAUAUGAUGGAUCUCGCCGCGGACGAAGUGAAGAUCGAUGGCGAGCCGGUGAAAAUCACCAUCGGGAUCCACAGCGGCGAGGUCGUAACUGGAGUAAUUGGCCACCGCAUGCCUCGUUACUGCCUGUUUGGGAACACGGUGAACCUGACCAGCCGAACGGAGACCACUGGCGAGCCCGGCAAAAUAAACGUCUCCGAAGACGCGUACAGGUACCUGUGCAUGCCCGAGAACCAGGACCCACAAUUCCUACUGGAGUACAGAGGACCCGUGACGAUGAAGGGAAAGUCGGAGCCCAUGAACGUGUGGUUCCUCUCCAGGGAAACGACGCUGGGCCCGUAAAUCCGCUAUGACCGACGUCAUCGUAGCAAUACUCUUAAGACUCGAAACUGGCUCUAGAUGAACGUUCAGAUUUUUAUGGUUCCGGUACACCGCGAAUAAUUAUACAUACGUAAACGAGAACGCGAACCUAGAUUCGAAAGCUUCGCACCUACGUUUUAUAACUCUUACUUCUGAGACCAUUUAACCCUUUGACCUGAUGACGGACCAUAUACAUGUACGCGACAGCGACGCGGGGCCAGUAUGACUCGCGGCGAAACAUUUAGCCUCGUAGCACGGAGAAGGGCAUUUUUGUUUGAAGAUAUUAGAGAUAUAUUUAUAAACGUGACAGUUGAUGAUUCCAGCUGUCACGUCAAUGGGAAACAACGCGGUUCGUUCGUUCGCGACGGAUCGAAUCGAGUCAAGCUGACCCCGCAUCCGGGUUAAGCUUCGAUUUCAUCAAAACAUUCCGGAAACGUUGCAUUCCAUUAUACUCCGUGGCGUUCGCAAACGGUGGCCUACUUCAAUCGUUGCGACGCUCGAAUACUCACACGACGAACUCGAUCGGCCGUUUCAAUUCCCGGCGGGAAGCUUCUCGAAUAAGUAUUAAGCAAUAAAAUUGACCGAGUGAUUCGUUGAUACUUCCGGAUAUUAAUGGAUUCGUUGAGUAGUGAAUAAUCUUCCAUUACCAGCUAUUGGUACUUCUACUUCUCUUCCUUUAUUCUAAUUUCUCGAGGUGUCUUCUGGUCGGCUCUCCAUAAAUUCAAUGUCCGCGUAACGAGCGCUCUGUCGGAAGAAGAAUCGCCGGUGUUGUGUCUUCCUGAUGAAAAAAAAGGGAAAAUUCCUCGAAAUCGAGAACGAGCUGUAUAACUACUAUUAGUUCGAGUUCGAUCCUCUAAACCAGAAGACACCUCGUUAACAAGAGUAAUCGGCAAUGUCUGGGCACAACCGAUGAAACAUUGACUUUCUCGAUUGGUGUACAACUGUGUCGGGUCAGCCGCGGAUCCGAGAUUCUUUUCACCUGUAUGUCCAAUAGGCGAACGCCGCCUCGGCGCGAGGUCCCCGACUCGGCGGCGUGUUUACCAAUUGUAAAUGUAAGAGGCAAUCAAAUAUAAGUGUCACUGAUACGACCGAGUG